AUGAAGUCCUCCAAUCUUGGCGAAAAGGACGGAAAGUCAGAUAAAAGACAAAAACUUCUAGACUGGCUGAAAAAAAGUCAGGCCAAACGAGAUGAAAAUAAUCGCCAAGUGUUUUCCCGGUGGAUUGAGAAGAUGGAUAAUUUGAAAGCACAAGAGCGAGACCGAGGCUCUAACCUGACCUUCUAUUGCGACCACUUGCCCCCUCCACACAUUUUAUACUCAGCAAUAAAUAACUUCCAAAGCGAUGCUAUUGGUAAUCCUACAGUCUAUGUUGGUGUUUCCCAGUUCGUGUAUCCACCCCAUCAGGAAUUGAUCGACCCUCAGUUUAUGCCUAGUACCCACAGCUUUUUGAAAGGGUCCAAUCAGUUUACAGAGCUUCAUCCCACAUCAUGUAAAGAGUACUUUUUCCAAAAUGAUCACAGACCUAUCCAUAAUCCUUGUUGCUAUCCCCACGCCUUUACACUAGAAUCAGUGAGACAAAAUGAGUCUGGUGUGGAGGCGACAGAAGAGAUGGUUAGCUACGCACCUAGAGCCACAGAUCAGUCCAUGACAUUUAUAAGCCCAGGGACAACAGCCUGCUGUCAGUCAAUGCUUUCGUCAUCAAUGAUGAGCUAUUCGACACCAACGCAGAUGAUGCUUCCUGUCCCUUGUAUACAAUACUGUGCCAGUGAUUCCGAUGGAGCUAACACUGUUCCUCCCAAUGGAGAUGGAAUUAAUGGCGCCAUACCACUUGUCGACACAAAAUUUCAAUCUUUUCCGAUGGUCGUGGGGUUUGAUCAUCAGUUUUGUAAGUGGAUUCAGUCAACGUCUAGGCAUUUGACGCCAGUUUCCCCACAAUACCCCUUCUUACCUCACUCCGACAGGCCUACAAAUGGAACCCUUCAUACCCCGUGUAACAACACUGGCCUGACAUCUGCAGGAAGUGACCCUAGGCUUGCCUAUAAUCCACAAAAAUCGCCUCUCAACUUUGAAUUUAACCAAUGGAACUCCCUACUAGAUGACAUCAAUACUAAGGCGGCACAACCACAGGAACCUGAGGAAAAAACUACUUACAAGGAAGUAAACCAGUCCAAUGAUGACACUGGAAAGAAUUUCCAAUUUUCGGAAGCCGAAGGCGGAUCUUUUGUGCAAGAGACAUUCAGAGACGGUUAA
Mesocestoides corti is the source of this 1152-nucleotide messenger RNA. The record is from the annotation of a GenBank genome assembly. Lineage: Eukaryota; Metazoa; Platyhelminthes; Cestoda; Cyclophyllidea; Mesocestoididae.